GGCUUUUGCUCUUCGGUCUCUAGACGUCUUGUUCCCUAGAAUCGCUUCUUAGAGAAAGUAGCAAUGGCAGACGGACUCAACGAUGCACGUGCACUAAGAAUGGCUGAGAUCUUCAACGACUACCGAACCCUCCUGGUGCACAUCUCCCAACAAGACAUCCCAGUUCCCGCGGAGGAUUACUAUGAGCCAGGCUAUGCGGUGAUCCGGGAGAGUCUGGCUGCUGCGCAAGCCCUAAUGUCGUCUAACUAUAACCCUGUUCCGCCAACCGGGAGGAAUGAUUUGGAAAUGGAAAAAACAGAAUUUCGGAGAGUCAUACUUGAUAUAAGCUCGCGUCGCUUUCAAGCUCAUAAGAUUUACCUCCGCGCGGCAGCAGGGAGAAGAUGGUCUAUUAAUCGGACAGAUGCCCUGCGAAGGUCCGACCAGACACUUGCUUCUCGAUUGAAGCUAGUAGACGACACAUUCCGACAGGAGCUUGGUCAGGUGACAGAUGAAUACGUUGUGGCUGAUCUUCGGGCUGCCGAUAUACGCGCAGGCCAUUGGCUUGAUGAGGAUCCAUCUUUACCGGAAAUGCGCAAUUGGAUUCGAGAACAUCCAUGAAGCCACACUUCGCGUCAGGGUGAUUUGCUGAGAGCAAAUCAGAACCACGGCGUUUGAUUAAGCGCAGGUCGUUUAAUUGCGCCCAGGAAGAGAUGCCCCUCUUCUACAAAACUAAAAAAGUUCCCUCCCCCUCCUUUUUAGUGGGACUUGUUUUUAUUAUGAUGUUGUUU
Messenger RNA from Aspergillus pseudotamarii, 767 nucleotides. RefSeq lists its product as uncharacterized. Lineage: Eukaryota; Fungi; Ascomycota; Eurotiomycetes; Eurotiales; Aspergillaceae. The record is from RefSeq and is a predicted model, not a curated record. Bases 64 to 597 code for a protein of 177 amino acids. The transcript is spliced from 4 exons.